Molecule: messenger RNA, 7393 nt
Organism: Pararge aegeria (speckled wood butterfly)
Lineage: Eukaryota; Metazoa; Arthropoda; Insecta; Lepidoptera; Nymphalidae
Exons: 51
Coding region: 36-6362 (2108 amino acids)
Source: RefSeq, a predicted model, not a curated record
AUAAACCCCAAAAAAAUUAUGCAAAGCAGUUAAAGAUGGCAGAUAAGAAAAAAUCACAAGCAGCCGGCGAUGCACCAGACAAGAAGAAGGAUGAUAAACAUCAGGAAGAAUCAAAGGGUAAACCCAAAAACAAGACGAAAAUGUCUGAAAUACCUCCUCCUGAACCCGAGGAGAUACCUAAAACUCCGUCACUAAUUUUGAGAGAGGAAGCCGAGCAUAGAGCCAAUUUACGUAAGGCGCGGUUCAAGCGACGAUGGCCAGAGGUCACAAAGGUCAAGAUUAAAACGCAGCCCUGGUUUCCACCGGGACCACCACAGAGAAUGCCACCGAUCGUUAUAGAAUUACCAGAGAUAACAAGAAGGAAAUGGGUACCACCAUAUAUGAGGCGCAGAAGACGUCGACGUAAGCUAAUGCGGAUCCCUCCAGACGAAAUAACACAACCAUUGUACGAAUAUGCCAAGUUGAGGAAGAUUUGGCACAACUUCCUCCAAGUGGAAAAAAACAAAAUGAUGCUCCAAGGCAGUGUCGGCUGUAAUUCUAAGAAGUAUUCGUCAACUGCUUGCGGCUCCCAAACUGCCUGCAUAGCCGUAGUGUGUCGUGCACUUCUAGAAGAGAAGGACACUGCACAGCUUGUCAAGAGAGAUAUCGACGAACUGAUCGAUACUGGCGAUCGAUACUAUAAACAGUGCAUGUUGAGCCUCAAGUGCUAUAAAGGUAAACCCCAACUACAACUGAACCAGCUUCUGACGUCGUUCUUUUUCCACGACAAAAAGUACACAAUCAAAAUGGUGGAGGUCGAGAAAGGGUUGCUCGCUAAACAUCCAGAUAAUAUACAGCCAGACUCGGAUUUGAUGGCUUUUAUGGAGAAACGCGUAGGCAGUACCUACAUGAUGAUCCUAACAGCUGGCGAUCGUCAUUUUCUUAUCUGGGGCUAUCCUCCAGCGCCGGAGUCUGGAAGCCAAGUGAAGACUAUCUGCCAUAUUUUCGACCCUCACAUGUUGGAUGAGUUUGGAUGUCCGCAUAAACUUUUUGGAGCUGGGGCUUUUCUCCGAUAUGCAGGAGUAACGUCGUUUGUUGUGGACUUCCUUGCUAACUAUGGAGACCUUGAAACAGCUAAGAGGGGGACACCGAAAUCAGCUUUAACUUUGACUAAUAUCGAGGUUGUCCAAAUAGAGCCUCUUGAACGUGUACCUCGAUACGAAUUGGAUCUAAAGGCCCUUAAAAUUCACUGUAGAAGUGAAUGGGACACCAUGAAUAUAAACGCGCUCAUCGAGAAAAAGAGAAACGAGGGAAAGUAUCCGCUAUGCUCGCUUAGUGCGGUAAGCUUGGCCACGUCUAGAGCCACAACAAAAAGAAAAGUGCAAGAUUUUUAUCAGAAAACACCAAAGGAACCUCCUCCACAACUGCCUAUUCCUCCGGAACGUCCUCCGCCCGGUACCACCUUUGAACAGUUAAUGCAACUACGUGGUGAGAAUUUUUUCCUCUACUGCCCACGCCAAGAUGCUCAUGCUUAUGGCAGAGAUGACUUGAUACCACGUCCCAGGUCCGAGACAAUUAUUCAUAGUUAUGUGGAUAUCGCCGACCAGAAUUAUCACUCCCAAUAUCAGCAGAUUGACGUAGAGAAAUGGAUUCUAAGAGCAACCAGGCAUAUGGCCAGUUAUCGAUACCAAACUUUCAAGACGUUCACGGGUAUAUCUUGUUGUGUGGCCGCUUUAGCGAUGCUCAGACGUCUUCGUGCACGAGCCUGGAACGAAGAUAUUUUAGACGAGACUCUUGAUAUUGGCUACAACUUAUUUAGAGAGUCUUUAGUAGAGCGCGGUGGUCCGAUUAGAAGACUUGUUCUCGGAGAGUUAAAGGAAACAUUCGGGAUAAGGGACAGAGAAUACAUGCGUAAGGAGCGUGGUAUAGCAGUUUGGGGUAAACUGAUAUCUAGCAAUCCUAAAGUUUUUGAUCUGUGUCGUGGCAUCGAGAGUUUCUUCAAAGAAUCUGAUGCAGGUGUGUUACAGAUCCCUGGUGAAAUUGAAACGGCAAUUUGGAACGAAGGAGGAAGGUUCUACGUGUACCAUCCAUGGCCUGCAGAUAGAUUUGGAUAUAAGGUUGGUCUGCAAGACGGGGGUAAAGCGUGCCUGCUUAAUUUCGGUCGUAUUUCACGCCUCUGCGAACAUUUCAUGGACAGCGUGAUUGAUUUAAACCGCAAGCCGUUUAGUAUCUCUGACGUAUACAUCACUGAAUUGCCGGAUAUUAUGCCUGAACCUGUCAAUAAAUUAAAACCUGUAGCUGCUAACAAAUGGGUCAUCCGGGGUAGGUUUCACGAAGCCGAUGAACGGUUUCCCGAAGAGCAUCGCGGUAAGCAAGCAACACCUGCUUCCAUCGCUGCAAUUGCUAUGGCACAUGUCAUCGAACCAUCUGCUUGGACUCAAGAAGAAAUAGAUGAGACUCUAAUUCGAGGAGAUAUACUUUAUCAAAAUACGAUAGAAAAUUUGGAACGUAUGGGUAUUAAUUUAACUGACACUACUACUAAAGGAGGAGAACAGGGAGAAGAAGAAGAAAAUAAUAGUAGUGGUACCUUAGCUGCAGCUGACGUUCUUACUAGAUUCAAAGUCUCUGAGUACGAUUGCAUUGAAACUGAUGUUAUGGAUAGCGCUUACAGUGGGCAACUUAGUCCAGAACCUGGUAGCGGUAUACAAUCCCUCAAAGAGUCCCUACGACAACUGUUCAAAGAUCACACAAACGCUGUCGUCACUGCAAGAGGUGGAUCUACUGCGAUUUGGAAACAUGAAGACAGUUUCUACUUCUUUGAUCCCCAUGGCUGUGAUGAAAAUGGUGUUUUAUCUGAUAACUUGCGCGCGGCGGCUUGUCUUGUUCGGGUGAAGGGUUCUGCAGAUGACCUUGCGAAAGUAAUCUUGGGAAACUUAGCACCUGGAGCUGAUGAUAGUUUCAAUAUCUCGCCAGUUUCUGUUACUGCCAGCAAACUUAACGCUGUGAUCGGGGCGCCUGAGAUGAAACCGGAUAGUAAAGCAUUCCAAUGGAUAUCCAAAGGCACUGCUGCUAUUAUGAUGGGUCCGCGUGGUGAGAACACCGCCAUUGGUAAAGCUGCUCAAAGGGCUGGUAUCGGGGAGGAUGAUAUGGCAGGUCGUACAAUAGCUUUACCUGCAGCGGCUGCUUUCGCAGCUGCUACAGACACAGUGCCUCCACCGCACAUGCAUCAAGAUCACAUGUACAAUUGUAUUGAUGCCGGUGUAGAUUACUAUCUUAAUCACGUGAAAAAGACGGGACGCAAAACAAUCGAGCCUGAAGAUCUUAUUGAAAAGUUUGAAAUGGGAGCAAACACAUUUUCAAUUGAGCUUGGAGAACCAAUACGCUUACCGUUGAGACUUCCCGAUGAACCAGCUGGAGAAGGUGGUGAAGAAGAAGAAGAAGGUGGUGAUAGAGAUGAAUUAGGAGAGGAAGCUGAAGAAGAAGAAAGAGAACCACCUAUGAAACAAAUCAAGGACGCUUUAUUCAAGAUGUGGUAUGAUCAAUCACGGCCCACUUCCGUCUCUUUGCUUGUUGGUGACUAUCAUCAAAUGGGUGUUUGGAUGUCAGCCGGUGGAAAGGUGGUUGCAUUUGAUCCCGCUCCUACUAUGAUCAAAGGGAUGCUAACAGCACAAAGGAUUAAGAAAGGAGACGAAAUCCGUCUACAACGUAUCAAAGAUGAGAUGGCUGGUGAAGGCGGUGGUGGUGAUGAAGAAGAAGGCGAUGAAGAAGCUGGCGCUGAAGGUGAAGAGCAACCUGAACCGGAACCCGAAUUUGUGCCACCUGAAUCGUGCCCUGUUUUGAUAGUUGCCGCUAGUCCGGGAGAAUUUAUUGAUAAACUGACCCUUCAAGGCCCUCUCGAUAGAAAACAAUGUCUUGCACCGUACAAACUAUACCCGGUGAAAAUUAUCAAUGAACUAACAUCUGUACUGAAAGAGCAAAAAUCUGGAGUAUACAGAACUGGUGAUGAGGAGGGCGCUGAAGAAGAAGGUGACGGUGGUGACGACCUAAUAGACCCAUUGGACGAUGCAGCGAUGGGCACAUACUUUAUACGCAUCGGUCGAGCUGUAGCGUCGGUUCGGGGCCGAGUGGCGCAGAAUGAAAACUAUUUUCUUGAUCAACCUAAUAGGGACAAUCAGGAUGCGGCCAAUGCAGCUAUGGGUAUAAUUGUAGAUCACAUAGAGCCGUACAUCCAUUGGAAACCGCAACUGAUCGACGCUAUACUCAAGUAUGGCGAUCGACUCUACACAACGUCUUUACCACGAGCCGCCGCACCUCCUAAACUGACUCCGUCUGAAAUUGAACCAGAAUUUCAUAUCACUAGUUUUAAUAUAAAAUUGGAAAUUGAUCAAGAGGUCGUGCAGGGUGACAUUAGAGCUCAGGCAACUGGUGCUGUGCUGAACUUCCAGAGGGCCAUUCUGAAAUUCUUUGAAACAGCAAAAUACGGCAUUCUGUGCGCUAAAGACUAUUGUGUCGGACUAUGGCGUGGGGCGGACGAUAACUCCUUCUGUUUAUGGGAGCCGCAUGCAGUGGGGCCCACUGGUUGUAUUUCCCCUGGAGGGGGUGCGGGCCUCAUACUGUUUGCGAGUGCCGACCAACUCGCCGGUACUCUGAAAACCACUAUGGACAAGUUGGGAAGACCUGGCUCCAACAAGUUCUCAAUAGCAUCAGUGAGAGUAUUCUGGGAAUUGGCGAAGAUUCCCAGUAUCGUCACUGCACAAGGCGCCGUUCCCGAUGAAGGAUAUGAAUGGAAGGUACUGACUGCAUAUGUGGAAACUGCUCGAGGCCGAACAAUUCUUCGAGGAUCACGGCCACCUGAUUUAGUCAAAUUUACUCGUGACGCUCUCCUCCAAACAUCAUGCGGGGCGGUAGUGGGCGCUUGCAUGUCGCACGUGAGACGUCCUCACCUCUGGACUCGGAACACUGUCGACGAAGUUAUGGCCGUCGCUUGCCAGCUGUUUGCUAAAUCUCUUGGCUCUUUGGGAUACGAGUUCAGGCCUGGGGAAGAUAUUCUACUACCACUACAGGUUUUAAAACGCUUUGUGUUGGGCGUCAACUACGUGCGGUAUGAUUUACAGCAAGUAUACUCCGGUAAACUGGAGCAGAAGACACCUACUGAGAUGACGGUCAGAUGUGCGUUAGAGCGUUUUUUCGAGACGCACACGCACGGCAUCUUGUGGUCGAUACCACACGCUGUUGCGGUUUGGCGCGUGGCGGGCGCUCCGCCCUUCUACAUGAUGGAGCCCCACGCUUGUGGACCCACGGGGUUGAGGAUUGAUGCCCAGGAUGAUGGCGCUGCGUGUGUUUUAACGUUUACUUCGGCGAAACUGAUGGCGUUUGCUUAUCUUCAAAACAUACCGGUGACUGAACGACCAAAGCACGACUUUCAACUUUACGCAAUGGCUGUAACCGUCCAGCCCAUUAAGAAACUAGGUGGCGUUGAUCCACCCAUAGUUCGCGCACCGCCGGGUGUCAAACUUGUACCAGCUACUAGCAAAGUUACCAUAGAGGGUAAGAAACGUCGUGCUGCGGAAAAAGAUAGAAAACAUCCUCCUGGUAGUGCCACAUGUGUUGAUGCGCAGAGAGCCUCUGAGAGAAAGGAUAAAGGAGAAGGGAAGCUGAAAGGUCAACGCAAUACAAGUGGUUGGCUAGUCCUCAAUGAUGGCACCCAGUUCCUUUCGGCUCAACACUCGAUGUGCUGUCGGAAAUUCCCAUUUGCUUCACGUGGUAAUCAGGCUCUUUCUUGUUCCAUUAUGGCGGUAGCAAUGUCUAGAGUGGAAGAUGUAUGUCGAUGGUGUUCGUCCACCCUUGACCAGAUCCUUGAGAGCGGUGAUCAACUUUACCAGGACAGCUUUCUGCACUUCCGACCACCUUCUAAAAUACUUAAUAUCGUACAGAUCCUGCGGAAAUUCUAUACGCCUGGCAACUGUGUGUGUCGCGUUGUUGUGUACAGGCCUCGUCAAAAAGGCACCGUAGAUAAUGAUCUUCUUGAAAAGGUCACAGAAUUCUUCCGGGAAGAGAAAUCGGGUGUGUUCGUUGCAGGCCGCGGAGAUUUCGCCGUUGCACUCUUCAGGACUCCAAGAGGUUACUACAUGUUUGACCCGGCGGACCGCGAUCGUUACGGGCGUGCGGUGGCGCCGUCUUGCCGCGGCCGAGCGCGCGCUUGCUUCUCCCAAUACCCCAAUAUUAAGACUUUAGCUGAGAAGCUGGGACCCAACAUUCCACCUGAUAUUAGUCAGGAUAGCGAUGACAAUAAUAAAGAGGUUCACUUUGAAGAGCCGGCCAAAUUUGCUAUAUUCGGUAUGGAAGUCACCAGCCUUCGUCGAUUGAAUCAACAUGAAAGAUAGUCUGGUGCAGACUUAAAUGUAGCCUUAUCUAAUAUUAAUUGCUAGCUAAUGAUGCACUUUCGGGUACACAUAUCUCUAAUCUCAACUAAAUUGAUACGUCCACAAAUACCGCUAUCCUUUAUUACAGGGAACAUUGUGAAUUGAUUUUUUUUUGAGAUAUUCUAUCUCUUUAUAUUUUAUUUGUUAACAUAUUUUACACUAAAAAGUAACGAAAUGAUUGUCUAUAUAAUAAGACAAGUUAGAGAAAAAACUUGAGUAUUUACAACUGUAAAUUUAGUUUUAAAACAGAUUCUAUUGAAAUUUUAUAUCUAAAGUUUUCGUCUUGGAUGAUGUACGGAACUGUAUACUAAUUGGGAGAGCCAAAGAAAGAAAUCCCUGCUAGUUGAAUUCCUAAAAUGUGGCUGUAGCUAAAAUAUAAAAAAAAAAAAUUUUGUUUAGCGAAUUGUUCAAUUGUCGACUUCUUAAAUAGUUGAAUUCUCAAAUUCAUUUUCUUUUUCAAAAUGUGGAGUUUUAGGAAUAAUAAUAUGAAUUUUAAUGUAACAAAAUGUGUUGAACUGUUAAAAUGUGUUUUCAAGGAGAGGUUAUCGACGUUAGCGAAAAAAUUAAUAUUAAAAUGUCGAAUUGUAGGAAGCGUUGAGAUAUGAUAAGAAAAUCAUACAUUUCAAAGAUAUGUGUUAGAAUGUGUUAGAGUUUAGAUAUUUAAUUCAGAAAUUUUUAUCGGUGAAAUAUGUUCCCAAGUGAAUCCUGCCGCUUGUGAUUUGAUUCUUUGUCCUAAAGGUUACAGUUCUAGUGGUGUUCAUAAAUGUGGUUAGGUACCAUAUUGAGAAUGGACUAAACCAAAUCGUGCUUUCUUCGCUCAUAUUAUUAUAUUGAACUAAAAAAAUAAAGUGUGUAAUUGCACACGAGUGGCCCUCAAAGGAUGCCGUUUAAAACGUAUUUUAUACAUACGGAACCAUUUUAUCACCUCUAGCAACUUUUUGUUUAGAAAUUAAAAUUGUAUAAUUUAACUUCGGUUUUUAAAUGUUUGUAAU